Messenger RNA from Eucalyptus grandis, 2117 nucleotides. Its product is annotated as oxysterol-binding protein-related protein 3C. The transcript is spliced from 11 exons. Bases 199 to 1569 code for a protein of 456 amino acids. Gene Ontology annotation, cellular component: membrane; cytosol; intracellular membrane-bounded organelle. The record is from RefSeq and is a predicted model, not a curated record. Gene Ontology annotation, molecular function: sterol binding. NCBI's taxonomy places the organism in Eukaryota, Viridiplantae, Streptophyta, Magnoliopsida, Myrtales, Myrtaceae.
UCUCUUCCUGUCUCUUCGAACGUCGUUUCACUCGCGAUCGCGAAACAUUCGCCGAGUCCGUCGAGGAAGAGGAAGAAGAAUCCGCCCGCCGUCUCCGAUCUCUCUCCCGCCGGCCCGAUCUCGUGCCUCAGGUCGAGCCGCCGAGCUCGUUUGUUCGGUAGGAGCUACAGAGAGGGGGAGAGAGAGAGAGAGACAGGGAUGGGGAGUCCGAAGAAGAAUCAGAGCAAGGGCUUCUUCGCCGCCAUGAGCUCCGGGCUGUCCAUGUUCGGCAACGCCGUCCACAGAUCCGUCAACGGAUUGCUUGGCUAUGAAGGUUUAGAAGUCAUCAAUCCAGAGGGAGGCAAAGAAGAUGCAGAAGAGGAAGCUCAGAAAGGUAGAUGGAAGCAGGAGGACCGAGACGGUUACUGGAAGAUGAUGCAAAAAUAUAUUGGCUCAGACGUCACAUCAAUGGUGACACUUCCCGUUCUUAUUUUUGAGCCAAUGACAAUGCUCCAGAAAAUGGCAGAGUUAAUGGAAUAUUCACAUUUACUGGAUCGGGCAGAUGAAUGUGAGGAUCCGCACAUGCGAUUGGUCUAUGCGGCAUCAUGGGCUAUAUCAGUCUAUUAUGCCUAUCAAAGGACGUGGAAGCCUUUCAAUCCUAUUCUUGGGGAGACUUAUGAACUGGCAAAUCAUGGCGGUAUUACUUUUAUUGCUGAGCAGGUCUGUCAUCAUCCUCCAAUGAGUGCCGGGCAUGCGGAAAAUGAUCAUUUUACGUAUGAUGUGACAUCAAAAUUAAAAACCAAAUUCUUAGGGAACUCUGUUGAUGUUUAUCCUGUAGGAAGAACACGUGUCACUCUUAAACGAGAUGGUGUGGUUUUAGAUUUGGUGCCACCCCCAACAAAGGUUAACAACCUGAUUUUUGGACGGACAUGGGUUGACUCACCUGGGGAGAUGGUCAUGACAAAUUUGACUACUGGAGACAAAGUCGUGCUGUACUUCCAACCGUGUGGCUGGUUUGGAGCCGGUCGUUAUGAGGUUGAUGGUUAUGUUUAUAAUGCCGCCGAAGAACCAAAAGUCUUGAUGACAGGGAAGUGGAAUGAGUCGUUGAGUUAUCAACCAUGCGACUUGGAAGGAGAGCCUCUUCCAGGCUCAGAACUAAAAGAGGUCUGGCAUGUUGCUGAUGUUCCAGCAAAUGACAAAUUCCAGUAUACUUAUUUUGCGCACAAAUUGAAUAGCUUCCAGACUGCUCCUAAGAAGUUGCUGGCAUCAGAUUCUCGUUUACGUCCUGAUAGAUAUGCACUUGAGAAGGGUGAUCUCUCCAAAGCUGGCGCUGAGAAGAGCAGAUUGGAGGAGAGGCAAAGAGCUGAAAAGAGAGAACGGGAGUCCAAGGAUCAAAAGUUUACCCCUAGAUGGUUUGAUCCAACUGAUGAAGUCACACCUACUCCUUGGGGUGAUUUGGAAGUUUACAGUUACAAUGGAAGAUAUAUGGAGCACCGAGCUGCUGAAGAUAGUUCUGACAGCAGUAGCGAGAUUGAUGUCACAUCCAUUGAAUUUAAUCCGUGGCAAUAUAGUGAUGUAUCUACGGAAUAAGGUACAUGAUUGUCCCACUAACAGAAUGCCGAAAUUUAUGGAACCUUUUCGCUUUUCGAGAAAGUGUGUGAGCAACUGUACGUGCGUGUUUGUUCUAUAUGGUCUUAGGCUUUUCAGUCUUAUCUGGAGAGAGCAUGAGUACUCGAAUUAGCCAGAGUUGGGUUUCGUGUGACGAGGGACUACACUGGUUUCCCGAAGAUUUGCAACUUUUCCAAAUUCUCUCCCUCCCUCCUUACAACCUUGUUACUGUAAUGAUAGUGAGAGCAUUGAUGCUGCAACCUCUGGGGCUUCAGGCAGGCAUUAUCUAUGUGGAGUUUACAAUUUACAGACUGAAGGCAAACGGAUGGGAGAUGAGACUUAAAUAGGUUGCGAGCACAAAGGAUAGACUUGAUUAUGGACAUGCCCUGGUGAAGACUCAAUGAGGUAGUCUAGAUGUUUCAGCAAACGAAUGAAUGCGCCCCAUUUCUUGUGUACCUCGGUACAGUAUGUGGGAACCCGAGGCUUCUUGAAAGCAUAAGCUUGACUAUUCAAUUUUGUCCAUUCCCCUU